Ceratotherium simum simum (southern white rhinoceros) is the source of this 2074-nucleotide messenger RNA. It is a transcript of the gene CYP19A1, whose product is annotated as cytochrome P450 family 19 subfamily A member 1. Gene Ontology annotation, cellular component: endoplasmic reticulum. Gene Ontology annotation, biological process: female gonad development; response to estradiol. The record is from RefSeq and is a predicted model, not a curated record. Gene Ontology annotation, molecular function: heme binding; aromatase activity; iron ion binding. Lineage: Eukaryota; Metazoa; Chordata; Mammalia; Perissodactyla; Rhinocerotidae.
UAGCAACAAGAAGCACCUUUAUAAAAGAUGGCACACACAGAGUGAUUGCCAGAAAAGCCACCCGGUUCCUAAACAGCCGCGCAUCAUUAGCAAAACUCACCAUCUUCAAGAGUCCAAAAAGUAGAAGUGACCAGCAGACCCAGGACUUUAAACUGCUCUGCCUGAGAUCAAGGAGAACAAGAUGGUUUUGGAAAUGCUGAACCCAACGCGUUAUAACCUCACCAGCAUGGUGCCCGAAGUCAUGCCUGUUGCCACCUUGCCAAUCCUGCUGCUCACUGGCUUUCUUCUCUUGGUUUGGAAUCAUGAGGAAACAUCCUCAAUACCAGGUCCUGGCUACUGUAUGGGGAUUGGGCCCCUCAUCUCCCACUUCAGGUUCCUGUGGAUGGGGAUUGGCAGCGCCUGCAAUUACUACAACAAGAUGUAUGGAGAAUUCAUGAGAGUCUGGAUAAGUGGAGAGGAAACACUCAUUAUUAGCAAGUCAUCAAGUACGUUCCACGUCAUGAAACACGAUCACUACGUUGCCCGAUUCGGCAGCAAACUCGGGUUGCAGUGCGUGGGCAUGCAUGAGAAUGGCAUCAUAUUUAACAGUAACACAGCCCUCUGGAAAGCUGUUCGACCUUUCUUUUUAAAAGCUUUGAGCGGCCCUGGCCUUGCAUGCAUGGUGACAGUUUGUGUUGAGGCCAUGACGAGACAUCUGGACAGGUUGGAGGAGGUCACCAAUGAGUUGGGCUAUGUCGAUGUGUUGACCCUCAUGCGACGUAUCAUGCUGGACGCCUCCAACUCACUCUUCCUGAGGAUCCCCUUGGACGAAAAAAACCUCGUGGUUAAAAUCCAGGGUUAUUUUGAUGCGUGGCAGGCUCUCCUUCUCAAACCAGACAUCUUCUUUAAGAUUUCUUGGCUGUACAGAAAGUAUGAAAAGUCUGUCAAGGAUUUGAAAGAUUCUCUGGAAGUUCUGAUAGAAGAAAAAAGAUACAGGAUUUCUACAGCAGAGAAACUGGAAGACCAUAUGGAUUUUGCCACUGAGCUGAUUUUGGCCGAGAAACGUGGCGACCUGACAAGAGAGAAUGUGAACCAGUGCAUAUUGGAAAUGCUGAUCGCAGCGCCAGACACCAUGUCUGUCUCUGUCUUCUUCAUGCUAUUUCUCGUUGCCCAGCACCCUAAGGUUGAAGAGGCACUCAUGAAGGAAAUCCAGACUGUUGUUGGUGAAAGAGACAUAAGGAUUGAUGAUAUGCAAAAAUUAAAAGUGGUGGAAAACUGUAUUUAUGAGAGCAUGCGGUACCAGCCUGUCGUGGACAUUGUCAUGCGCAAAGCCUUGGAGGAUGAUGUCAUUGACGGCUACCCAGUGAAAAAGGGGACUAACAUUAUCCUGAAUAUUGGAAGAAUGCAUAAACUCGAGUUUUUCCCCAAGCCCAAUGAAUUUACUCUUGAAAACUUUGAGAAGAAUGUUCCUUACAGGUAUUUUCAGCCAUUUGGUUUUGGGCCCCGUGCCUGUGCAGGAAAGUACAUCGCCAUGGUGAUGAUGAAGGUGAUCCUGGUUACACUUCUGAGACGAUUCCGUGUGCAGACGUUACAAGGAGGGAGUAUUGAAAAUAUGCAGAAGAAAAACCACUUGUCCUUGCACCCAGAUGAGACUAGCAGCUUGCUGGAAAUGAUUUUCAUCCCAAGAAAUUCAGACAAGAGCCUCAAACACUAAAUAAGUUUGGUCAGUACCUACUCUGGAGCAUUUCUCAUCAGUAGUUCACAUGCAAACUAUCCAUCUUUGCCAGGUAGUGUCAUUCUCACAGUGAACAUUCAGUGGCCUGUGGCAUUUUAUAGGCAUACCUCCUUAUGGGCUGUCAGCAAGCCAGGAGACAUCAGUCAUCUGAUCUUGUCCAAACCAGAGAACCAGACUGCAAAAGAAAAUGCAGAGGCCAAGAGUUUGUGGGGGAAAUGGUCAGUGAAGAAAAUGCAGCCGUAAAGGCCCAAUUCCACAAAAUAUGCUUUGGAAAAGAUAGGCCAUCGGCAAAACUUAUGUCCUGCUUGCCACAUGAUCUUCACUGCACUGCCCCAAGAGUAUUUUAAUGUCUGGGGCAGA